AGUACGAAGAACAAGUACUUUGAUCUGAGGAAGCUGCAGUCUAUUUUGAUAAAACACUUUUUACAAAUCAUCAAUACAAUUGCGCCAAAUGUAAGGUGUCACCUGGACAAGGUGUUCAACAAACACUGAGCCAUGAGAGAGAACUGGACAACCUUUGGAUCCAAUACAACCCUUCAUGGCCUUCGUUUCGUCGUAGGAACUUCGGGUUUUCGUCGUUUGUUCUGGGCCCUUUGCUUGCUUGUAUGUAUUUCGACGUAUAUGUACAUUUUUUAUGACAGCGUGACAAAAUUCACAAGGCGUCCAAUAAGUACUGUGGUAUCUAACGAGGUUCCCCCUGAAGGAGUUGAGUUUCCUGACUUUACAAUAUGCAAUCUGAACUCCCUCGUCAGGUCCAAAAUCAACAUCGCAUACGACGAUCCGCGAUUUGAGCAGCUCAAUCUUAAUAUGCCAGCCUGCGAAGUCGUGCGAAAUGUCAGCGGUAACCUUACGUGUGGACAGGCGCUAUUAUGUGCAUAUAGCAAAUACGCACCAUUUCUUGUACCUCAGUGUCACGUGAGCAUGCAGCCGAUAYUACGUCAAGUACUGAACACUUCAUCCCGUGUCUUCGACCUCGAAGAUUUCCUCUUCCGUUACGGACCUGACUUUGGUACGAUGCUUAUGAAUUAUUGUACUUUUGGUCAGGAUCCAGAUCGUGAUUUAGAAUGCAAUAAGGAUGAUUUUGAUUCCAUCAUGACACAAAAAGGAUUAUGCUUUACCUUCAACCUUACUAAGUACAGUAACCGUACAAGAAGGAAGUCAACGACUGUCCGCCAASCGGGAGGAGAUAAUGGCCUCAGUAUUUUACUCAAUACCCAAUUGGGAGAAUAUACAUACGGAGAAUGGUCGUUUGGUCUUCGGUUGAUUGUCGGAGAGAGAGGAAAGGGUGUCAACAGAAACGAAGGSSUCCUGAUUUCCCCUGGUUCUCAUGCCCUUGUUAUUCUAAGCGCCAAUAAAAUAACAAGGCUACGGGARCCUUUCGUUUCUAACUGUUCAGAGAGAUAYCUUCCUGGAUAUCAGAGAUAUUCUAAAGACAUCUGUUUUGAACAGUGCUUGAGCAACAAAACCGUUGAAACAUGUGGAUGUCGYCCAAUAGGAGAACGAGGACGUCCUGAAGUUCCCGUGUGCAGCAUUGGAGACGAAAAAUGCGCUGCAGAAGUCAUAGAUAACAUGCGCUUCCCAGAAUGCCACUGUAAUUCUCCAUGUGAGGAAACCUWCUACCAGCCAAGAAUGUCAUUCGCUCAGUUCCCAAGCACAAUGGUGAUGGAUAUUAUAAGAGAUUAUGUCAAGGAUAACACUUCAAACGACUUCAUAAAAAACAACUUCGUCUUGAUCCAAGUUGGGUUUGCAGCGRCAGUUUACGAGGUCACWGAGCUCCAACCAGCCUACGAAAUUAGCAAUCUCUUUGGUGACCUUGGUGGCAACAUGGGCUUGCUUCUUGGUUGUAGUGUUCUUACACUGGUGGAGUUUUUCGAUUACGUCUUCAUGUACAUCCUCGAUAAAAUUGACGCCAACAAGAACAAAGUACAGGAGUUGUCGGACAAAUCGUCUCGACAGAAUACACAGGGCCUGCAACAGGAAUCGCAAGAUCAGCGAAGAACAAUGGAACUUUAGGCUGAGUGAUAUCCGCUUUUUCCUUCCGCGAGACCCUUCCCGAACAUCGAAAUGAUCCCUACCCCUUUCCCCCCGAUGCAUAUAUUGUCCCAUAAUUAUGAAAGGUCUAUUUGCAUAUCUUCAAUUUCGAUAUUUUGUUGAAUGAUCAUAUACAAAUGUCUGAAUUGAAGACGAGCCUGAAGGGAAAGUUAUCAAUUUUUCCCCAGAGCCUCGUCUUCAAUUCUAUUGUGUAGUUAGUCAAGCAAAAUAAGUGGGCUUUAGGGCGUUGCAACGAGUAUUAAUACAUAGAGUACAAGAGAAUAUGAAGAGUUUCAACUGUUUAAAAACAUUUAUAGACCAUAUGAAAAAGGGCGUGGCUAUCGUAACGCUUAAGUUUAUAAGAUAUUUAACAUAUACUGCUCGUUGAAAGAACAUAUUACAAUG
Exaiptasia diaphana is the source of this 2073-nucleotide messenger RNA. RefSeq names its product acid-sensing ion channel 4-A-like. Gene Ontology annotation, biological process: sodium ion transmembrane transport. The transcript is spliced from 7 exons. The coding region runs from base 133 to 1650 and encodes 505 amino acids. Lineage: Eukaryota; Metazoa; Cnidaria; Anthozoa; Actiniaria; Aiptasiidae. Gene Ontology annotation, molecular function: ligand-gated sodium channel activity. Gene Ontology annotation, cellular component: membrane. The record is from RefSeq and is a predicted model, not a curated record.